ACAUCAACACUACUUCGAUGAAUUAGCAACUCUGAAAAAGAACGAGGGACUGCCAAAAGAAAAGAUGGCUAAGUAUCGAGAAAACAAGUCCGUUGCAUCGUUUAUUGCCGUUUCUCGAUGACUUGGGUGUACUUCGCGUCGACGGGAGAAUUAGAGAAGCCACUUUUAUUCCGUUUGAAACCCGUUUCCCCAUCAUUCUGCCAAGAGAGCAUGCCGUCACAUAUCAUAUUAUCAACUUCUACCAUCAGCGAUACGGCCAUGCUAAUAAGGAGACGGUUUUUAACGAAAUGCGCCAACGAUUCCACAUCUCUAAACUUCGUCCAGUAAUCGAUCGUGUGGGGAAGCAGUGCCAGUGGUGUGCAGUUCGAAAAUCCCGACCGAGACCAGCAAGAAUGGCCCCACUCCCUGUCGAACGUAUCACACCUUAUUUGAAGCCGUUUAGCUAUGUUGGUGUGGACUAUUUUGGGCCGAUCGAGGUGACUGUCGGACGUCGAUCAGAAAAACGUUGGAUUGUGUUAUUCACAUGUCUCUCUGUACGAGCAAUCCAUCUCGAAGUGGCCUAUCGACUGAACACUGAUUCUUGCAUCAUGGCAAUCCGAAGAUUCGUCCUGCGCCGUGGGCCUCCUGUUACAUUCUUCUCCGAUAACGGAACCAAUCUGAAGGCCGCCAGUAAGGAACUGCAAGAACAAAUAAAACGCAUCGACACCGCUUCUGCAAAUGUGUUCACAAAUGCGAGGACCCGUUGGAGCUUCAAUCCGCCAUCCGCCCCACACAUGGGGGGCAUAUGGGAGCGCAUGGUGCGCUCAACAAAAGCUGCUAUGGCCACGCUGACAUCCGGAAGCCGAAUGACCGACGAGAUUCUGCUCACAGUAAUAACUGAAGCCGAAGAGAUCGUCAAUACUCGGCCCUUAGUCUAUCUGCCGCAGGAUUCGGAUGAGCCCGAAUCGUUGACCCCGAACCAUUUCCUACGAGGUAGCUCUUCGGGCCAACUGGAUCUACCUAUACCUCCGACUGGGGAGGCUGCCGCCUUGAGAAGCUCGUACCGCCGAUCGCAGCUGCUUUCCGAUGAACUUUGGAAAAGGUGGCUGAAAGAAUACUUGCCGUCUCUCAACGUCCGAAGCAAAUGGAUUGAAUCGAACGAGCCGCUGAAGAAGAAUGACUUGGUUUUCGUUACCGAUGACCUAUGCCGUAACAGUUGGAUCCGGGGACAUAUCGUGGACGUUAUUCCAGGAAAGGACAACCAGGUGCGCCAGGUGUUGGUUCGUACAUCUUCAGGAGUCUUUCGUCGACCGGUAACAAAACUAGCAGUAAUCGAGGUAGGUUCAUCUAGUAAAUCUGACUCGGAAGCAGGUUCCGGACAAGUUUUACGGGCCGGGGAGUGUUAAAACCCCUGGUUUUUGCUAUAAAAUGAACCCACCAGAAAACUUCUUCGCUCGAACGCCCAUGAAUUCUUUGACAAGUAUAAUUUUUGACAAGCUAGAACACAUCACAAAAAACCACAUUUUCUGAAAGAUCUCGAGCAAGGGUGAAAUAUUUUCUGUUGAAACUAGUUGAAGUUAGUGAUCUUUAUUUCGUUAUAUUUGAGGAUUUUCUCAGGAUAUAUUACACUACAAUUCAACUAAGUUUUCGAGCUUAACCAUACCACGUUAUUUUCGCAAGUCAUUUUUGGCCACCUCCAUAAAAGCAGUGGAAAAGUAGCGAAUCCGGAAUACCGGAAUAAGUAAGUUGGCUAAAAAAGUGCAUAAUUUCAUUUGUUAAUCUUUCAUAAUUCUUAAAAUUAGGAAACUGCUUUUUCCGACAAACACGCACUAAACACAGAACACUUAAAAUUGU
Molecule: messenger RNA, 1833 nt
Organism: Uranotaenia lowii
Lineage: Eukaryota; Metazoa; Arthropoda; Insecta; Diptera; Culicidae
Exons: 2
Coding region: 288-1385 (365 amino acids)
Biological process (GO): DNA integration
Molecular function (GO): nucleic acid binding
Source: RefSeq, a predicted model, not a curated record